Messenger RNA from Fusarium redolens, 1445 nucleotides. Its product is annotated as Fructosamine/Ketosamine-3-kinase. Bases 457 to 1428 code for a protein of 323 amino acids. The record is from RefSeq and is a predicted model, not a curated record. Lineage: Eukaryota; Fungi; Ascomycota; Sordariomycetes; Hypocreales; Nectriaceae. The transcript has 3 exons.
AUUAAACUUCUAAUAGCAGUUUCCCAUGAGCAUGAUACUACGUGAUUGGGUAUUGUAUUCAAGCUGCUGAGACGGUUCGCUGUUCACUCCAAUAACAAACUUGGGUUGGCCAUAGUUUGGAAGGCGCCUUAAUGAAGUGAACAGUUUAUUUACAGACACACACGGCUUGGACACUCACUAAACAACGUCUACGGUAACAUCUUGCUAUGAUGAAAUGAUCGCAUCAUAUCUCUCUCUAUAUCUACAUUAUCUCAGAGAAAAUAAGCAGCGUAUGUCGCUACGUCGCAAUGCUCCAAGCCUCCGUGCAUAUUUUCGCAUUACUAACACCAAAGCUUUGACGUCACCUCAUCAUCCCACACAUCUUCCCAUCUUCAUACCAGCCAAGUUGAGUUCGAAAACACCGCAAACAACUCACGUACCUGGAUAUCACCACGCUUAUAUACCCCAAAACAUAUCAUGCCACAUACGAAAGUCGACCCCGCUAUCAUCGAGGCCCUGGGGCUUGACCCCGCCAACUCGGCCAUGAACUCUCAUGGUGGAUCGGGCUUUGCAUCUACGUUCAAGAUAACGUCUGAGAAGGAUGGGAAACCUUUGAAUUACUUUGUCAAGACGGGGACAGGGAAGGAAGCUGAGGUUAUGUUUAGGGGUGAACACGCCUCCCUUAACGCCAUAGCAGACUCAGUUCCAAACUUCUGUCCCAGAUCCCACGCCCAUGGAGCUCUCACAGGCCGUCCAGGACAACACUUCCUAGCUACUGACUUUCUUGAUCUGGGGUCUUCAGCUCCCGGUGGUUCAGGCAGGACUCUAGCUUCAAAGGUUGCUCAGCUGCACACAACGCCUGCUCCCAUCCCAGAAGGCUACGACAAGCCAAUGUUUGGGUUCCCAGUUCCCACAUGCUGCGGUGCUACAGAGCAAGAUAACUCGUGCCGAGAAUCGUGGGCUGACUUUUACGCUAACAAUCGGCUGAGACAUGUCACGCGCCAGGCUGUUCGCAACAAUGGUUCUGAUCCAGAACUUGAAGAAGUUGUUGAGAAAGUUGCGAGCAAGGUAGUUCCGCGGUUGAUUGGGGAUGAUGUUGUCAAGAACAUCAAACCUGUCGUUAUCCAUGGCGAUCUAUGGAGCGGAAACCAUUCCAAGGGGCAGAUUGGGGGCCAAGGCGGAUGCGAAGAAGUCGUUUAUGAUCCCUCGGCAGUGUAUGGCCACUCUGAGUUUGAACUCGGCAUCAUGAACAUGUUUGGCGGCUUCACCAAUCACUUCUGGAAAGAGUAUCAUGAGCUGGUACCAAAGGCAGAGCCAGUAGCUGAGUGGCCGGACAGAGUGAAGCUAUACGAACUAUACCACCAUCUCAACCACUAUGCCAUGUUCGGCGGUGGCUACCGAGGAGGCGCCAUGUCCAUCAUGAAGAAACUCAUCAGCAAGUACGCAUAGAGAUAGAAGUUCAAGAU